Messenger RNA from Oncorhynchus nerka (sockeye salmon), 5108 nucleotides. RefSeq names its product disintegrin and metalloproteinase domain-containing protein 11-like. Gene Ontology annotation, biological process: proteolysis. The record is from RefSeq and is a predicted model, not a curated record. The transcript has 26 exons. The coding region runs from base 391 to 2727 and encodes 778 amino acids. Lineage: Eukaryota; Metazoa; Chordata; Actinopteri; Salmoniformes; Salmonidae. Gene Ontology annotation, molecular function: metalloendopeptidase activity.
GAUUCGCAUACACUCAUGCAUACAUACAGCUUAAACACACACAAUCAUGUAGGAUGUAUGCAUACGUGCACUCAAAUCUCCCCAUUUGACCUAUUCUACAUAAUCUAGGCUAAUUUGCCAAUUCCAAUAUUGAUCGGCUCUGGCAUAGGCUAUUAGGCCUGUUUUUUUUCUUCAUUUGGUGAUAGGCUAUUUAAUUAAAUUGCCUGAUAUCGGUGAGACUGUAUGCUACGAGUUGAAUGGGGAGAUGAGAGGACGAGCGUCAGCUGUCAACCAGAUUCAUUCGGUGUUUUUUCUCUCUCGCCAUAAUCGUUUGAGCAUCGGUUUUCUUUUUAUCUGCGCCUGUUACAUUGUAACGCACUCGAUGUUAAUUCGGGGGAAUAUGUGAACAUCAUGCUGGCGGUGUGGUGCUUGGUCUUUGCUGCAGUGGGUGAGAGGCUUGCCGUGUCAGGCGACGGCAGGUCGACUUUGCUGCGGGAUGCGAGUUUGUGGGAUUGGUUCUCGCCAGAGGAGCGGGGAGACCGUAACGACAUUGCGGUCGAAGUCGCCUAUCCAAAGCGGCUGGUGCAGCAGAUGGAGUCGGAGGAAGAAAUGUCCCACGGCUAUUUGGAUACUCGUAUGAAGAAUACCACGGGAGGUACCCCCCCAGUCCAUUUGGCCCAGAGUUGUUUCCUGGUGGAAACCUUCGGACACACCUUCACCCUGGACAUGGAGUUAAACCACAACCUCCUGUCCUCAGACUACGUGGAGCGGCACUUCCACCAAGACGGCAAACCCUCGCAGUCUAUGGGAGGGGAGCACUGCUACUACCAAGGGAGGUUGAGGGGCUUACCAGAGUCCUGGGCAGCUCUCUCCACCUGUCUUGGCCUAUGUGGUAUGUUUUCUGAUGGGAUGUUCUCUUAUGGGAUUGAGCCUCUUUUCGACAGGACCAAUCAGACUGAGGGGGCCCACCUAGUGCGUAGGAUGCCUGAUGUCAGACUAUCCCCAGACUGUCAAGACUGCACAGACGACAGUGGGGGGGAUAGAGCCAGAGGUAAUGGUGAUGAGCAGAUGAUGGAUCCCCGGGUCAGUGAGGUGCUGAGGCGCUCUAAGAGACAGCUGCCGCGCAGGCCCACCGUGCAGUCAGAGACCAAAUACAUCGAGCUGAUGGUGGUCAACGACUACGAAAUGUUUGUGCAGCUGCGACGCUCCACUACCCAGGCCAGGAACUUUGCCAAAGCAGUGGUCAAUAUGGCUGAUGCAAUUUACAGGGAACAGCUGAACACACGCAUUGUGCUGGUUGCCAUGGAGACCUGGUCGUCGGCCAACAUGGUUCCCGUGGUGACCGACCCGUUGACGACGCUGCAGAACUUCAUGAAGUACAGGAAGGACAGUAUUAAGGAGCAAAGUGACACCGUGCACCUCUUCUCGGGGCGUACGUUCCAGAGCAGUCGCAGUGGGGCGGCCUACACCGGAGGGGUGUGCUCUCUCACCAGAGGAGGGGGCAUCAACGAGUAUGGGAACGUGGGUCCUAUGGCCAUCACUCUGUGCCAGAGUCUGGGUCAGAACAUUGGGAUGAGGUGGAAUAACAUACGCAGCUCUGCGGGAGACUGCAGAUGUCCUGAUUCUUGGCUUGGUUGUAUCAUGGAAGACACUGGAUAUUACCUGCCCAGAAAGUUUUCUCGCUGCAGUGUUGACGAGUACAUCCAGUUCUUGCUCCAGGGGGGCGGGAGCUGCCUCUUCAACAAGCCCAACAAGCUGUUGGACCCUCCUGAGUGUGGGAACGGCUUCGUGGAGACAGGGGAGGAGUGUGACUGUGGGUCUCAGCUGGAGUGUGCCCGUAGUGGAGGAGCGUGCUGUAAGAAGUGUACCCUGACCCACGAUGCCAUGUGCAGUAGUGGACUGUGCUGCAGUGGGUGCAGGUAUGAGCUGAGAGGAGCGGUGUGCAGACAGGCUGUGAAUGACUGUGACAUCCCAGAGAGCUGCACAGGAGACUCCAGCCAGUGCCCACAUAAUGUGCACAAGCUGGAUGGAUACAUGUGUGACAGUAGUCAGGGUCGUUGUUAUAGUGGUCGGUGCAGGACUCUCGAUGGCCAGUGUAAGGGACUGUGGGGCUACAAUUCAGCAGACCGCUUCUGCUAUGAGAAGCUGAAUGCAGAGGGCACAGAGAAGGGCAACUGUGGGCCGAGUCCUGAGGGCCAGGGAUGGCUGCAGUGCAACAAGCCGGAUGUGCUGUGUGGUUUCCUGUUCUGUGCCAAUAUGACGGUGAAGCCAAAGUUUGGGGAUCUGGAGGGGGAAGUGACCAGCCUUACAAUAUACCACCAGAACAAGUACCUGGACUGCCGAGGGGGGCAUGUCCUGCUGGAGGAUGGGUCAGACCUGGGCUAUGUAGAGGAUGGUACGCCGUGCGGCCCCAACAUGAUGUGUCUGGAGCGCCGCUGUCUCCCCGUGGCAGCCUUCAACCUCAGCACCUGCUCCGGCUCCACGCUGGGACGCACCUGCUCUGACCACGGGACAUGCAGUAACGAGGUGAAGUGUAUCUGUGACAGGGACUACACCGGGAAGGACUGCAGUGUCUUUGACCCCAUCCCUGACCCCACGCCGCCUGCCAGCACAGAGAAGAAAGGUCCCAGUGGCACCAAUAUCAUAAUAGGGUCCAUCGCAGGUGCUAUUCUUCUGGCAGCUAUAGUCCUAGGGGGGACAGGAUGGGGAUUUAAGAAUAUCCGAAGAGGAAGAUCUGGUGGAGGAUAAGAUGUCUGUCCGUCUGUCUGUCUUUGUCUGUCUGCUCCUGUCCUUCUCUCACUCUGUGAUGUUUCCAAGUCGGAGAAGAGGGAAAAAGAACAAGUCUUCCACUCCUGUCCCGAACCUCUCCAGACCUCUUCUGUUAACAUCUCCUCUCCUGUCCACUUCCUGUCUGUCCACCUGUCCAUCUCCGGGACCCUCCGGGCCAGUGUAGCACCUCCCACAUUGCAUACCAGCCAAUUAUAUUAUCCAAUCAGGAUAAAGUCUUUGCCAUGGACAGAAUGAGAAGGUUGUUGUUGGUCCCUAGAGGGGCGUCAGGGUCUUCCUCCUUUCCAGCGACUAAGUAUUCUGCACUUCGGUGUCUGCGUACUGUAGUUCCCUUUCUUUCCGCUUAUGUCAGUCCAAUGAAGAACAUGUCAACAGUGGACAAAUUCAGUAUGAGACAUGUCUUUCCAAUGCUUGUCUGGAAACACACUUCUGGCCGCUGUUUGAGAAUGCUGGACUGGCCCAGACCUGCCAUCUGAAAAACGAUUUCAAUCAUAGGAUGUUGUCAAGGAAACACAGAAAAAAAAACAUUGAUCAAAGACUCAAGUGGCCAUUGGAUCAGUUGAACUGCCCCUUUCAGAGAGGCCAUGUCGGGUGACUGGAUGACAACCCAGAUUCAGACAUGAUCUAGUUACAACAACACGGAUGUGAUCCAAGAAGAGUCCUGUAUGGGACGUGUUGUGUACAGGCCAUUUCCAAAGAAGGAAGAGCAACUUAUUGUGAGAAUGACUAUGAAACAAAAGCAGUAGACCGUUCAAAACAUCACGGACUGAUGUAGUUUUAUGGUUUAUGGUUUAUGUAGAUUGUUAAUUCUUUGUUCCUGUCUGUUGAGAUGUGUUGAAAUGUAGGAAGGGGGAGUUAGACCCUAUGGUUUUGGGAUCAUAUUUCAAAUGCAGCAGAGACCGUAACUCAGUGUUUUCAACUGUAGAUCUACCAACACAACAUUCCACAUAGUGUUAGUUAACAGAGCCUGUCUGUAUGUGUCUGUAUUCUAUUCGCCACCUUCUUAAGAGGCCCAAAGUGUGUAUGGUAAAGGAGGUUGAAACUGUGUGUGUGUGUGUGUGUGUGUGUGUGUGUGUGUGUGUGUGUGUGUGUGUGUGUGUGUGUGUGUGUGUGUGUGUGUGUGUGUGUGUGGAUGUGUGUGAGGAUGUGUGUGAGGAUGUGUAGCGUAGGGUACCAAAAUUCUGGUUACUAUCCCAAUAUUUCCAAGUUUUCUGGAAAUCCUGGUUGGAAUAUUCUCGGAAUUGUGAAAGAAUAAGCAGGGAAAUAUGGAAUCCUCCAACCAGGAUUCCUGGAAAACCAGGGAAUGUUGAGAAAGUUACUGGAAUUCUGUGUGUGCGUGUGUGAGAGAGAUUACGCGAGGAAGAGAGCAGGUGAAUGAGAAAGGUACGUGUUGUGUUUGCGACAGUUAUGCCCUUGUUCACCGUGACACUCCUGCCAACAAAACACUGGUAGAUAGUUUAUAGAUUUUUACUUCUAGAAAAAGUUAUCUUUCUGCCUGGCUUUGUGCUCGGGAGCCAAUGGCAGCACACUAACAAACAAAUGGUUUGUAUUGAAUAUGUAACGGCCAACUUAAACGAGCACUAGCCCUACAGAAUGUGGGAACACAUAUGCACAUCUAUUUGUAUAUACAGUAUGUACAAGAAGAUAAUACUGAAUGUUGAAUACAAUGUAUGAAAUUGUUUUAAAAUGCAAUGCUAAUAUUGAUUCGUUUGAUCUGUUUCAACUAAGUAUCUAUCUGUCUCCUGCCAUACAACUGUCCAUCUCCUUUAAGCCAUUCCUAGCUGUCCAUCUAUCUGUCUACCCGGCACACUGCCUAGUAAGCUAGCAAUCUGGCCAUCUAUCUAUUAUUGCAGCUGUCAAUCUAAAUGCCAUGUAAAUAUUGGACACUUAUUGAUAGGCUCUGAGCCUUACGCUGAUGAUGCUUCAACACGGUGAGUUUGAAAUGACCCCAGGACUCUUCCUCGGUGGAAAUGUGAUGAGAUGAGGUGCAUUGCUAUUGACCAGGGCCCGUAGUGCUCUGCUGGUGAAAAGUAGUGCACCAUAAGGUAAUUAGGUACCAUUUGGGACACAACCUGGGGUCUGGUACACUAUGUGUAUGGAGAGGUCUGUUUGAUUCAGCUGAGUGUCUGCACUAUGGCAGAUGCACUAUAGUUCUUCACCAUAUGUACAGAAUGUGUACAAUCUUUAGAUGGUGGCCAGUUUGCUUGCGUUUUGAAUUUAGGAAGCAGAGGAAACGCAUCGUAUAUUUUUAAACACUAUCUCUUUAAGUAGACUAUUGAAAUAAACAAUGUAGAUGAAUUGAAAUGAAAUGAAGGGGAAAUAAAAGAUUAAAGUCAAAAGUA